GCAGAGGAAGAGCACAUGGCUGCCUGGUGUUGAAACCACCCCCUUCAGCAGAAAGAUGGUGCAAGUGUUCUGGUGGAGAAGCACAUGUGCGGCUGUGCAGUCCCUCCCCUCUGACAAGUGCAGCAGAGACACGGAAGUAGAGUGAAGGCUUAGUGUGUGUGUGUGUGUGUGUGUAGCUGUGUGUGUGUGUGGAGGGAAUGUAUAAAAGGAGGGGGUGCAUACAUGCUUGGGUCAAAUCAGAAGAAAUAGUGAUGGUGAUGCCAUGAAGGUUUUUGGAAGGUCAGAGGAGAAACGUUCAUUUGGUUCUGAAUGAGAUUUUCAUCAUCUAUAUUUCCUUAUUCCUUCCUUCGUCAUGUCGCUGCUGACUCACAUACUGGCCUGCCUUUUUGGUAUGGGCUCAUGGGUAGCCAUCAAUGGAAUGUGGGUGGAGCUCCCCCUGGUUGUGCCUGAGAUUCCAGAGCAUUGGUACCUGCCUUCCUAUCUCACAAUCCUCAUCCAAAUGGCCAACGUAGGUCCUCUGUUCAUCACCCUGAUGCAUCGCUUCCGUCCAGGAGAAUUAGAUGAGCGACCAGUUAUCUACUUUAUCGUAGCGCUGGGAAUUGUUGCAACAUUCCUGCUGUCUUUUUUCUGGAGGCAAACAGUGACAAUAGCUGGCUCAUUGCACAGUGUGCCACUGUUGAUUUUAAGUUUUCUGCUGUCUGUGGUGGACUGCACAUCAUCAGUCACAUUCCUGCCUUUCAUGAUGCGCCUACGUCCGCAAUACCUCACUACGUACUUUGUGGGAGAAGGCCUCAGUGGAUUAGUACCUGCACUUGUGGCUUUAAUUCAGGGUGUUGGUGUAGUUCAUUGCAAAAAUGUUACCUUGGCUGGAAACGGAUCAUCUGAUAAUUCCAGUAUCGUGGGAAAUGGAGAAUUACAAGCUGUCUACCAGCCUGCCAAAUUCUCUGUCCAGGUUUUCUUUGUGUUUCUCAGUGCCAUGAUGGUUGUGUGUCUGGUAGCCUUUAUCCUACUGAAUCACCAUCCCGCGGUAGCCCUGGAAAGAAAGAGUGACCGGUAUUUCAGUACGGACCAAGAGAAAAAUGAACAAGGAUUUUCUCUGCACGCCCAGACACCGGAGCAGAAACCAAUGCUGAAUCAUUUGGAGUCUGUCCAAAAAGAACCAAGAAGUUCAUUUGGAAAGGGAACAUACAGCAACUUGGAAGUAGUGUUCAUCUUUGUCGUGCUGGCUUGGGUCAAUGCUUUGACCAAUGCAGUGCUGCCCGCAGUGCAGUCCUACUCCUGUCUGCCUUAUGGAAACAAAGCCUACCAUCUAGCAGCCACUAUGGCUGCUGUUGCUAACCCCAUUGCUUGCUUCAUUGCCAUGUUUGUGCCAAUAAGGUCUCUCACCUUCAUGGGGUCUUUGACCAUUUUUGGUACAGGCCAUGGGGCCUACAUCAUGGCCAUGGCUGCACUGAGCCCUUGUCCAUUGCUGGUCCAUAGUACCUCUGGAACUGCUGUCAUAGUGCUGGCCUGGAUCUUUUUCGUGCUGUCACUGUCUUAUGUGAAGAUCAUCAUUGGGGUGAUUCUGAGAGAUGAGGGACACAGCGCCCUCGUGUGGUGUGGUGCUGUAGUACAGCUUGGCUCCAUGCUUGGUGCUUUAACCAUGUUUCCACUGGUUAGUGUCUAUGGACUGUUCAGGUCAGGUGAUGCCUGCAACACCAAGUGUCCAUCAUAGACAAUAAACGCAUCAGCAUUAAACACUACUGAGCAAACCUUAGACUAAACUGUACUUAUGAUAGAAGCUCUGAGUUCCAGCUGGUAUGUUUCUUGCUUCAGGAAGAAUGAGAGGUCACAGGUGAUUCCUCACUUCUAGACUUAUUUAAAGUAUUUAUACAUGGAGUGAAAGUUACCAAAAACUAUUUAUAUCCACAUGGUCAUAAAUUCAGACUAUGAUAGACCAAAACUGAAGCUAUCUAUUAAACAUUCAUUUUACUUGAAAUGUUGAGGUGAUAUAAAUGUAUUAAAGUAGGCUGUUUUUGUCCCUGUAUGAGGAAAUUGUAGUUUUGGCUUUUAAAAGUGCCUUAGUUUCUGUUGCUUAUGAAAUGAAUACAUUUUAAUUUGUAUAAAAUACUGUUUAAAUGGGCUUUGUUACUGGAGGGUGUUUGUUGGACAACACCAAAUAAAUGGUAAAUGGUCUGUAUUUGAUAUAGCACCUUCUAGAGUCAUGGAACCCCCCAAGGCGCUUUACAACACAAUCAGUCAUUCACCCAUUCACACACACAUUCAUACACUGGUGGGGAUGAGCUACAAUGUAGCCACAGCUGCCCUGGGGUGCACUGACAGAGGCGAGGCUGCCGAGCACUGGCGCCACUGGUCCCUCCGACCACCACCAGCAGGCACCGUGGGUUAAGUGUCUUCCCCAAGGACACAACGACAGAGACAGACUGAGCGGGGCUCAAACCUGCAACCUUCCGAUUGCACUUAACUCCUGUGCCACCAUCGCCCCACCUGUAUAAAUUGAGUUAUGUGUAAUAAAGUGAAAAGACACAUGGAAAGCACCUAAUUUACUGAAAACAAAUAUUUUAUUAAUCUAAUCCAAGAUUGUAUGAACCAUAAGCAGAAAAAUGGCUUUUGGUGUAUAAAAGAUGUUUGCAAGAGAGUUGAGCAAUAGAACUUAACAUGUGACUGGCUUUGGUAAGAAGAGUGGACUUGUUAGCCUAACCUUAAGCUUGUAACUUUUUUGAAUUACAUUUAGACACUAAACACACACAAAUGUUACUCCAGUUAUGUGCAUUUUUAGUCCUAUUUUGUAUUGUGCUUGUGAAUCACAUUUUUUUUCUUGUAAGGCAAACAAACAUUUUCUCUUGUUUAUUUGUUUAUUUGAUUGCAUUGAGGUGUCACAUAAAUAUUUUUAUUGUA
Molecule: messenger RNA, 2898 nt
Organism: Nothobranchius furzeri (turquoise killifish)
Lineage: Eukaryota; Metazoa; Chordata; Actinopteri; Cyprinodontiformes; Nothobranchiidae
Source: RefSeq, a predicted model, not a curated record